CAGGCAGUGGCCCUGGUGGAAGGCUUCCUCCUGAGCCAGGCGGAGGAGCAGAAGGACCAGGUCGAGUUGGAGUCCUUCACUGUGGACAUCAGAGAUCCUGAGGGAAGGAGGAAUCCUUCAAAUCCCCCUCAGGAGCUGUUCUUCAGGAGGAUCUCUCAGGAAGAUCUGAGUCAGGACACCUCAGGAGGGAAGAGUAGAACGAAGUUGACUCCUUCUUAUGGUGGAGCUGAAACAGCAGUUGAAUCUCUAACUCAAGAGGGUCUUGUGUCCUUCGAGGAGGUGGCUGUGUAUUUCUCCGAGGAGGAGUGGUCUCAGCUGGAUCCCCAGCAAAAAGCGCUGCAUUGGGAAGUCAUGCUGGAAAAUUAUAGGACCGUGGCCUCUCUGG
Molecule: messenger RNA, 385 nt
Organism: Python bivittatus (Burmese python)
Lineage: Eukaryota; Metazoa; Chordata; Lepidosauria; Squamata; Pythonidae
Source: RefSeq, a predicted model, not a curated record